AUGUCUGACGAAAAGAAAAAAUUAUUGCUGAAACGUGGUAAUCUAAAGGGCCAGGUGACCAGACUGGUUACUUAUUUCGAGAACUUUAAUAAAGAACAACCAACUGGCGUCGAUUUACGUCAGUUAGAAAUAAAAUUAGAGAAAAUCAGACCUGUUUUUGAGCAAUAUGACGAAAUUCAAACUAUGAUUGAGUUAGAGCAGGGUGUAGAGGACUCUGACGAACAAUUUUCUAUCGCAAAUAACAAUACAACUGCUGCGGUCACAUCUGUGAGUAAUAUUAGUAGUGGUAACGUAGAAAAUAAUGUCAAAUUACCCCAAAUUCACAUGCCAACAUUCCAUGGCAAUUACGAAGAAUGGAUUGAGUUUAGAGAUACUUUCGUAGCACUGGUGCAUGAUAACAAUUCACUGUCAAACAUUCAAAAAUUUCAUUAUUUGCGUGCAGCUUUAAAAGAUAAAGCCUCGCAUACCUUAAGUUCGUUGUCAGCAUCUGAAAACAAUUACCAGAUUGCGUGGGAUCUAUUAAAGGAAAGGUACGAAAACAAAAGACUGAUAAUACAAAAUCAUGUCGCGUCUCUUUUUGAAAUUCCAUCGUUGCAAAAGGAAUCACACGGAAAAUUGCGUCAGUUGUUGGAUACUUUGAACAAAAACUUACGUGCAUUGGAAUCACUUGGUCAACCAGUUCACACGUGGGAUGUGCUCAUAAUUCAUAUCGUGGUUAACAAGCUAGAUCCUAGCAGUAGGAAAGAACGGCAAGAAUUCGAUGUAGAAGUUGAGCAUUCAUUGAACCCAACAUUGAGCAUUUAA
Messenger RNA from Onthophagus taurus, 804 nucleotides. The record is from RefSeq and is a predicted model, not a curated record. NCBI's taxonomy places the organism in Eukaryota, Metazoa, Arthropoda, Insecta, Coleoptera, Scarabaeidae.